This is a messenger RNA of Aaosphaeria arxii CBS 175.79, 990 nucleotides long. RefSeq names its product NAD(P)-binding protein. Gene Ontology annotation, cellular component: cytoplasm. Gene Ontology annotation, molecular function: oxidoreductase activity, acting on the CH-OH group of donors, NAD or NADP as acceptor. The transcript has a single exon. Lineage: Eukaryota; Fungi; Ascomycota; Dothideomycetes; Pleosporales. The record is from RefSeq and is a predicted model, not a curated record. The coding region runs from base 1 to 990 and encodes 329 amino acids.
AUGUCCUCACCUCUUCCCCCCGGCGCAGGGCUUGUUUCACCUAAAUCUCCAUCCAUAGACUUCACAUCGCCAUUGGACACAUCCACCCUCAAAGACAGAUCAGUCUUGAUCACGGGCGGCGCCAGUGGAAUUGGCCUAGCAUGUGUCGAGAAGAUAGCAUCACACGGUGCUCUCGUCACCGUUGCGGAUGUUCAAGACAACGCAGGUCAAGACGCGGUUAAGGCCCUCACAUCAAAGGGCUACAAAGUCCAAUACGUCCAUUGCGACGUCACUGACUACACCUCCCAAGUCGACGCUUUCAAAUCAGCCAUAAGAUUCGGAGGCGGCGGCAUCGACGUCUUCGUCCCCAAUGCCGGAAUCAUCGCCCAGGAGAACCUCGUCGACAUGGCCGCGGCCACGGAACCAUCCUUGGACACAGUUCCCCCAGAGCCCGGGUACAGCGGAGGCGAUGUGAACCUCAAAGGCGUAUACUUGGGCUGUUACCUCGCGCUCCACUACUUCAGGCUCCCUCCGCCUGUUGGGGCUACACCGUUCAAGAAAUCGAUCGUCCUCGUUGCGUCUGCGGCUGGAUACCUGGGCUAUCCGAACAGCACGACAUACAGCCUCAGCAAGUUCGGCGUCCGUGGCAUAUUCUACGGCAUUCGAGACAAGGCGAGCCAGUCCGGCGUCCGCGUUAACCUGGUCGCACCUUUCUACGUCAAGACGCCCAUGACGGAUGUCCUGGAAGGCGAUUCCAAAGCAAGCGUCCACAUGUUGGGCUUUGCACCCCUCGAGAAUGUAGUCGAUGCCGUGUUGAGGUUCAGCGCGAACCAGGAGUUGGAGGGCCGCAGUGCGGUGCUGAGUCCCCAGGGAAGUUUCGACACUGAGGAUGAUGUCUAUGGUUCUUACGGAGGUGUCGUGAUGCAGAAGAGGAUGAGUGCGAUGAUGGAGGAGAUUCUUGCGAAGAUGGCUCCGAAAGAGAAUGGUGCUCAAGAGAACGGUGUUCAUUAG